UUAUUUGCGCCAUUUUGGAGAGCAGUUUCUAGGCUGGAUGUGUAUUGUCUGUCAGAGGAUGAGCACAGCCUUAUUACUGACGGCAGCGGAGCCAGACUUCAGCUCGUUUAUUUGACGGAGCGGAGACUCUAGCGUUUACGUUGUUCACAGCAGAGCCGUGUCUGUCCGUCCUCGAGGCUUUCGGCGUUUACCGAGCGGGGAGGAGCGGUCGGUGUGUCUCGGUCCCUCAACCGGGCGGCUGCUUCUCUCCCCUCGAGGAGCUAACGGUCUUCUAAUGAUCUGAAAAGUGAAAGUCAGCCAUCCUGAGGUGACACAUUUCACUCAGACGGGAGCACUGGAUGUGAACACAGGUGGACAGAAUGUUCCAGCUCCCUGUCAAUAAUCUGGGCAUUCUGCGGAAAGCUCGGAAAAAUGUCAAGAAGGUCCUGGGAGACAUCGGCUUGGAGUUCUGUAGAGAUCACCUGGAGGACUUUAAAGACUUCACUCCUCCGGAAGUUUAUAUAAAGCACACUACCUGGGAAGAUGUGUGCAUGUGGGAGCCAUCACACACCAAAGUCCAGGACUACAGAUCAAAGCCUUUCUGCUGCUCUGGGUGUGUAUUCUCAUCCAAGUACUUCUCAGCUUACAAGAGCCACUUCCGUAAUGUCCACAGUGAGGACUUCGAGAACCACAUUCUGCUCAACUGCCCUUAUUGCACUUACAAUGGCAACAAAAAAACUUUGGAAACGCACAUCAAACUUUUCCACAUGCCUACCAGCACUGUCCGGCAGGGCCACAGUGGCAUGUUGGCGGGAGCCAGUGGAAUUGUGAUGAAAGAUGGGAUAUUGAAAAGAACUGGGGACAGUUUGGAGCAGGCGGUGUACUACUGCAAAAAAUGCACCUACAGAGACCCUUUGUACAAUGUAGUGCGAAAGCACAUCUACAGGGAACACUUCCAGCAAGUAGCACAGCCCUAUAUUGUGAAACCAGGAGACAAGGCAAGUACUCAGAAUGGUGGACUAGCAGGGCAAGGCAUUGUGAAUACAGAGGGUGGUAACACCAACAGUGGCAUUAGUAACCAGAUUCACUGCAAGAAGUGUCUCUUUGUCCCAAGAACCUAUGAAGCACUUGUUCAACAUGUAAUUGAGGAUCACGAAAGGAUUGGCUACCAGGUUACUGCUAUGAUUGGACAUACCAGUGUAGUUGUCCCCCGUCCCAAACCUGUCAUCAUGAUACCCCCCAAAACCCAAGGAGACAAGACCAUUAUUGGGAUGGGACCCAAAGGUGCUGUGAUGGCUACAACAAGGUCUCCUGCCAUGCAGCAGCUGGGGCGUGUCAUCCCAUCAAAGACAGGCUUCAACUCCCAAAGUCUUCUGUCUGGUAUAAAACAUGAUGCAAUGGGCUUGAAGCCUGGUACUAUCCAGCCCUUCUCCCUCAACAGUCAGCAGAUAAGGGUUACUUUACCAGGGAAUGCCCAGAUUUCAGUGCCACAGCACUCACACACAGCAAAGCAGCUUCUUUCAAGUGGCAGUCUUCGGAGCCCAGUUAUGAUGAAUUCUUCAUCUUCGGUCAAAUCCAACCCUCUGGGCUCUCGUGUCCAGGCAGCAGCUACUACUGUAGCCUCUGUCACAGCUAAGAAAGGUGGCUCUUCAGUCCUUGGCACAUCCUACACCCAAAAGUGGAAAAUCUGUACAAUCUGCAAUGAGCUCUUUCCAGAGAAUGUGUACAGUUCUCACUUUGAAAAGGAGCACAAGGCAGAGAAGGUUCCUGCUGUGGCAAACUACAUUAUGAAGAUACACAACUUCACAAGCAAGUGUCUCUACUGCAACAGAUAUCUCCCCAGUGACACACUGCUUAAUCACAUGCUGAUCCAUGGCCUGUCUUGCCCACACUGCCGUGCUACUUUCAAUGACGUUGAGAAGAUGGUGGCGCACAUGAGGCUCUCCCAUCCAGAUGAGCGCGUUGGCCCACGCACCGACUCUCCUUUGACAUUUGACCUCACUCUGCAGCAGGGCAAUCCUAAGAAUGUUCAGUUGAUUGUCACUACUUACAACAUGAGAGAUGCCCCAGAGGAGUCUGUGGCAUUUCAUGCCCAAAACAACAGCUCCCUGUCAUCAGCCAUGUCUGCCUCAUUAUUAUCAAGUAAAAGGUUGGUGCCUCAACACCAACCCAAACUGCUUUCAGGUGCUGCUGAUAAUGUUCUUGCCAAGAGUGUCCAGCAGGCAUCUGUGCCCUAUAAGAGGGAUGUGGGCAAGACAUUGUGUCCUCUGUGUUUCUCCAUCCUCAAGGGCCCAAUCUCAGAUUCACUGGCCCACCAUCUAAAAGAUCGCCACCAGGUGAUACAAACGGUCCAUCCUGUAGAAAAGAAAUUAACCUACAAGUGUAUUCACUGUUUGGGGGUUUAUACUAGCAACAUGACUGCCUCAACCAUUACUCUACAUCUGGUGCACUGCCGUGGUGUUGGGAAGUCCCAGAAUGGGCAGGACAGCCGAACAGCUCACUCUUCUCGGGUCAGCCAGCCCCAAAGUGGGACGCUAAAACGGGCCAGUUUUGAUAAUGCUCACAGUAAUUUGCCAAAAAGGAGGAGGCUGGGCCCUCCAGGAGAAAGAGCUCAUCCACGGGAUUAUAACAGUUCAUCCACAUUUGCUGAAAAUAUUGAUGAACCUGUAGUCCUUGCUCUCGAUCCCAAAGGUCAUGAAAAUGAGUCAUACGAGUCUAGAAAGACAUUUCUAACACAGUAUUUCAAUCGUAAGCCAUAUCCCACUCAACGAGAGGUGGAGAAGCUGGCAGCUAGUCUGUGGCUGUGGAAGUCUGAUAUCUCCAGCCAUUUUGUGAACACACAGAGGAGUUGUGUAGAAGAUUGCAAAACACAGGCAGCCAAUGUGUUGCUUGGGUUCAAUAUGGAAGAAGUUAGCAAAGUAGAUCACGAGCUAGCGUUUAUCCAAGACCGUAUGUUCGAGGUUAGACAUGGCAAAAGUCGGACAUCUAAGACACGUAUGGGUGUGUCAGAGCAGUCUCGCCAGAGAGGCAGGGAGCCUAUAGCUGCCAAUGGCUGCACAGUUCCACGAAAGAAGUCAACCAGUGCAGUAGACUGUAUUCAGUCAAACCCUUUUAUUACAGAACUCAGCAGAGACCAAAUCAUGACAAUCAAUAGCACCUUCCCACAGCAAAUGCCUCUGGACCUGUCUGAGCCCAUUGCUGUUGACUCUGACAGUGAGGAUGCAAAGGAGAAGGAUAACAGGGAGCAAGAUGAAGAGAUUCAUCUCCAUGGUAAUGAGCAGAUUACUGGAGCAAAUAUGAGGCUGGAGCCGAGGACUGAGGCUGUGACUGUUUCAGAUCUUGAUGAUAUUUCAGAUGAAGAUGAGGACGAUGAUGAUGAGGACGAUGACGAUGAGGAUGAUGAUGGCGAGGAACAUGUAGAGAACGGCUUUGGGCUGACUGAGGGUUCAAGAAGACGGGCAGUUAAAGGAAGAAAUGCUCUCCCCAUCAUUAUUCCGAGAUUUAUACCAUCUUCUGCACGGAGCGGCAGAGAUGGGGCCCAGCUGGGCAAACAGCAGGUCUGACUCAUUGUAUCCAACAGACAAAGUGAAACUUAUGGUUUGAUUCAUGCCAACAUGUCUGCCUCACGUGAACUGAAGGGUACUGUGCAGUUGCAUUGGACAUCUGAUCACUGAUGUGAGAACUCUUUCGGGUGGGGGGGGACUUAUUGCAAGCCAUUCAAUGACAUUUAAAGGUGCAGCUAGAAAUGAUGUACAGAUUUGUGUACAAAGUUGUAAUGGUUCUUCUCUGAGAAGGCGAAUGAAGUUUCACCAAAACAGUAGGAAGUGUCUUGUGUUCUGUAUACUUUGCUUCAUUCAGUCAAUGAGUUACAUGUUGAUUUAGCCGCUGAACGUCUACAGGUAUGUAUGGCUUAAACUUGAGUUAUUGUAACCAUCUAAGAUGGCCAUUUAAUCCAUCAAUUUUUAUGUCACAGUGAUCUACUUUGUGUAUAUUUGUACAGUCUUUUAGACAUGUUUGGACACAAGUUGCUGUACAUGUACCUUUUAAAUAUUUGCUAUUACCUGUUCGUGAGGUAGCCUCAUAUGUUCUACAAUCAGGGGCCACCAGCCCUGCUCCUGAAGACCACCUGCUCUGUAUGUUUCUCAACUCUCACAGCUCUACCCACUGUUAAGUCGGGUGUGACCAGCCAAUGAAGAACCAAAAAACACCAGAGAUGAUGAAUCUGCUGUGUUUGGAGCAGUUGCACAGGGCGGGUGAUCUGCAGGAGCAGGUUUGGUGACACCUGUUCUACAUUGUUAUGCUCAAUGAUAGGUGUUGCUUUGGUGACUGGUAUUUUCAUGUUUAUUUUUUAAGAAAAACCUAGUUUUUUGCUAAAUAAUAUAUAUAAUAAAAUUAUUGUUUUUUUUGACAUUAAACUGAUUAUCCAGUGGCUAAGCAUUUUGAAAUACUGCAGACUCUGGAGGCGCACAAUUUCAUCCAAGAUCCACGAGAGACAAUGGUAUGAUCUCUUAUCCCAAGCACCUUGUCCUUCUCAGAUGAGUUGCUGCACAAUGGAGCAUCACAAAAACUACCUGUAUGAACCACUUUCCUUCUUUUCAGACCAGUUAAUUUGGGUGAAUCACUCAAACAAAAGGCAGCUUCUGUGUCCACCAUUGCUCUCGUCUUUACUGGAAAUUGUCACGUGCCGAUUUUCGCACCAAAAUUUGUAGUGCAUUGUGGUAAACCUACGGUGCGUUAAUGAAAAUGCAAAGCUACUGGAUGCUUAAUUUCUAGUUCUAAAGUUUUGUUUUGUUUUUUAAAGAAGAGUACAUCUUUGUUUUUUGGGGGGUUUUUUGUUUGUUUUUUAAGUAUGAAGAUUUCAGACCCCCUCCCCCCCAGCUCUUUGCUAAUAAGCUUCGAGUGUCCUGUACUUGCUUCCUCUUUUCACAUAUUUAACUUAACCUGAAUUUGCCCAACAAGACUGGACAUCACCCACACUGACCACCAGAAAACUGAAGAAAAACUAUUUUUUUUAACUUGUCCUUUAUUUUGCUUUUUCUCUCUCCCACUUCAGCAUUUAUGAACAAUAAAGUGCUGUAUUGUGCUU
Messenger RNA from Thalassophryne amazonica, 5065 nucleotides. It is a transcript of the gene adnpb, whose product is annotated as activity-dependent neuroprotector homeobox b. The coding region runs from base 360 to 3542 and encodes 1060 amino acids. The record is from RefSeq and is a predicted model, not a curated record. NCBI's taxonomy places the organism in Eukaryota, Metazoa, Chordata, Actinopteri, Batrachoidiformes, Batrachoididae. Gene Ontology annotation, biological process: regulation of gene expression. The transcript has 4 exons. Gene Ontology annotation, cellular component: nucleus. Gene Ontology annotation, molecular function: DNA binding.